UUCAUGUUGGCACUCAAAGAGUAAGAGACUUGAGGGUAGACAUUUUUGGCAGAGCAUCAAAAUGAAAAUGGCAUGUUUCUUGACCUUCUUUCUGCACACCUUCCUUGUCUACCAUGUUUUGGUCCAUCCGCUCACUCCUUGCUCAGCUCAGUUUGCCGUGCAUGGACCCCCUGGGCCCAUCCUGGCCAUGGUAGGUGAAGAUGCUGAUCUGCCCUGUCACCUGUCCCCAUCGAUGAAUGCAGAGACCAUGGAGCUAAGGUGGGUGAGUUCCAGCCUUAGGCAGGUAGUGAACAUGUAUGAAGAUGGAAAGGAAAUGGAAGACAAACUGAGCACAGAGUAUCGAGGGAGAACUUUGAUUCUACGAGAUGGCAUCACUGCAGGGAAGGCUGUUCUCCGAAUAUACAACGUCAGAGCCUCUGACAGUGGAAACUACCUGUGUUAUUUUCAAGAUGGCAACUUCUAUGAGAAAGCCCUGGUGGAGCUGAAGGUUGCAGCACUGGGUUCUGAUCUUCAUGUUGAAGUGAAGAGCUAUGAAGAUGAAGGAAUCCACCUGGAGUGCAAGUCCACAGGCUGGUACCCUCAGCCCCAAAUACAGUGGAGAGAUGCCAAAGGAGAGAACAUCCCGGCUGUGGCAGCACCUGUGGCUGUAGACAGAGUGGGCCUGUAUGCAGUAGUAUCGUCUGUGAUCAUGAGAGGCUCCGGAGAGGGAGUGUCCUGUACCAUCAGAAAUUCCCUCCUUGGCCAGGAAAAGACAGCCAGCAUUUCCAUCGCAGACUCUUUCUUCAGUAAUGCCCAGCAUUGGAUCAAGGCCCUGGCAGGGACUCUGCCCAUCUUGCUGCUGCUUCUCACAGGGGCUGGUUAUUUCUUGUGGAGACAACAGAAGGAAAACAAGAUUCUCUUGAGAAAGAAAAUGAGAGAGCAAGAAAUGAGAGAAAUGGCAUGGCGUACAAAGGAGAAUGAACAAAGUCUAAAAGAGAAGCUCCAAGAAGAACUCAAGUGGAGAAAAAUCCAGUACAUGACUCGUGGGGAGAAGUCUCAGGCCUAUGCUGAAUGGAAAGUGGCCCUGUUCCAAGCUGCGGAUGUGAUUCUGGAUCCAGACACAGCAAACCCCAUUCUUAUUGUCUCUGAGGACCGACGGAGUCUCCUGAGAGCAGAGGAAAGACAAGAUCUUCCAGAUGUCCCUGAGAGAUUUGACUGGCAUUACUGUGUGCUUGGUUAUGAGAGCUUCACUUCAGGGCGACAUUUCUGGGAGGUAGAGGUGGGGGACCGGAAAGAGUGGCAUAUCGGGGUGUGUAGUAAGAAUAUACAGAGAAAAGGUUGGGUCAAAAUGACAUCUGAGCAUGGAUUCUGGACUAUGGGGCUAUCUGAUGGGAAUAAGUACCGGGCUCUGACUGACCCCAGGACAAAACUGACUCUUGCUGAGCCCCCUAGGAGAGUGGGGGUCUUCCUGGACUAUGAGACUGGAGAGGUCUCAUUCUACAAUGCCAUGGAUGGAUCUCAUAUCUACACCUUCCUGCAUACCUCCUUCUCUGAGCCUCUGUUCCCUGUUUUCAGAAUUUUAACUUUAGAGCCCACUGCCCUAACCAUUUGUCCAGCAGCCAAAGAAGUGGGGAGAUUCCUUGUUCCCGACCUAGUUCCUCAUCCUUCCCAGGAGAACCCAAUGACCCCGGGUUUAGCAAAUGAAAAUGGGCAGCCUCAGGCUGAAGUAAUGUCUUUGCUUCUCCCUCCCCAGCCUGGAGUUGAGGGCCUUCCCCUCCAGAGCAACCAAUCACACAUAAAGCUACAUGCACACAAUGAAGCACUUUACUGGCAUUAAUUCAAUUAUUCCAUAAGAUGGUUCUUGGAAUUUGGUAUUACUUUAUUAUCCCCUUAAUACAGAUAUGAAAACUGAGGGGUAGAAAAUGAUCUAACUUCCAUAUUUGAAAUGACUAGUAAAGGACAGAACUGAGAACUAAACAAUAAUAGCUAACAUUUAAAAUGCAUUAGAUGCUGUGCUCAGUGUUUUAGGUGGAUUUCCCUCAUGUAAUCCUCAUGACACCCAUGGGAGUGUCCAUUUUGAUGCUGUGAAAGCUGAGACAGGACAACAUUAAGUAACUUCAUAACUCAUAUAGUAAGUUAACCAGCUGGGAAAGGUUCAUCCUCAGUUCCCAACCAUUUGUUCAUUCUUCUGUUCUAGCCUGAUUUUCCCCAAGAGAAGGCAACCCUGAUGUUCCCUUCCUAAGGCAGCUCCAUGGUAGGCAUCAUUGUAGGUGGUGGUGGAGGUGAUACUCCCUUGACUUCUUUCCAGUGGAUUAUCAGAGAUUUAGACCCAGCACUGCUUUGGAUUGACUUUUCAGGCUGUCUUGGUCCAGGAAAUAAUCUCAGUGUAUCUACAUCACCGAGGACUGACGAAGGGACUAGAAGUUAAACUCUUAGUGAUUGAUGUUUCUACCCUAUAAAUGUGAUAAGUGAUCAUGAAACCAGAACCCAUCUUCCCACAUUCAAGGUUUCCAGAAAGCAUUGCUAACACACUAAAAAUUGUCUGUGAAAUAAGAAAUUUGGAUGAAGGAUGCUAAAAGAACUAUGGGAAACCUUUUAAUCACACUAUAGAACUCAUCUCCAGGAAAGGGGUAUAUCCAUCCUGAUUAACAGUUGGUGUUACACCAAUAUCCCUAUCAACUGAUGCAUGCUAGAGGAAAACUCCUCCUCAUUAUCAUCACUACUAUUGUUCACUAUUGUAUUACCUCUACCUAGCAUGUGGUUGUCAAGUUAUACUUGUUAAUAAAUUUGUUCAUAAGCUGUC
Messenger RNA from Carlito syrichta (Philippine tarsier), 2782 nucleotides. Its product is annotated as butyrophilin subfamily 3 member A1-like. The record is from RefSeq and is a predicted model, not a curated record. Lineage: Eukaryota; Metazoa; Chordata; Mammalia; Primates; Tarsiidae. Gene Ontology annotation, cellular component: external side of plasma membrane. Gene Ontology annotation, biological process: regulation of cytokine production; T cell receptor signaling pathway. Gene Ontology annotation, molecular function: signaling receptor binding.